UCCUGGACCUCGGAGCAGAAUGGCUGCAGUCUCAGAGCUCUCCGUCCUGCUGGUCUCUCUCAUCAGCAGCAUCCACGCAGGAGAACACCUCUUCAUCAGAGAGGGAGGGUCCUCUUACACCUUCAAGCCCCCCAAGACCACCACCUCCUGCCUGAUCUCCAGGUCUGUUGGUGGGGAGAACCUGGUCCUGUGGAACACCUCUGACCUCUGGUCCGACCAGUCCUCAGUACCUGGACCCCUGAAACAACGACUGCUCAGCGAUGUGAAGACUUCUUCUUACAGCAUCCUCAACCUGACCUGGUCUGACUCCGGCUCGUACCGAGAGGAGUGCUGGACCCAGGGCAAGGUAACCCAUGACAACAACAUCAUUAUUAGAGUUUGUCCUAUAAUGCAUAAGAUCGUUAUUGGAGCGAGACCUGGAGAAACAGUGGACCUGCCAUGUGAGGGAGCAGCUGGUAAUCAGGACGUCCAGUGGCUCAAACAGGACUCUAGUUAUGAAACAUGGAGCAGAGUUUUUGGGGACAGUUCGACAUCAGUGAUGGACAAUGUUAGAGGAAAAUACCAAGUGACAAACACAUCAGCUCUCCGUGUAUCCAAUGUCACAAAAACAGACUUUACGGACUACAGAUGUGUGGUGAUGGACCGGGAGCAGUGUCUUCACGAUUACAGGGAGACUGUACAGCUGGGACCACCGUCUGAGACAGUCUACCGCUCGGUGGGAGAGACCACUGCGUUGCCGUGCACUGUCACAGACUCCACUGACGAACAGCCCCCACGUUGGAUGAAGUAUAAUCCCGAAACCUUCUCCUACAAUGACCUAGAACUCCAAAACCAGACUGAUCCUUCAGUGGACCAGAACUACUCGCUGGUGUUUUCAUCUGUAAUGUUAAAUCACUCAGGUGUGUACGCUUGUGAACUGUAAAGCGUCU
Etheostoma spectabile (orangethroat darter) is the source of this 929-nucleotide messenger RNA. RefSeq names its product junctional adhesion molecule C. The transcript has 2 exons. Lineage: Eukaryota; Metazoa; Chordata; Actinopteri; Perciformes; Percidae. Bases 20 to 922 code for a protein of 300 amino acids. The record is from RefSeq and is a predicted model, not a curated record.